AUGCCUCUAGGGAUCCUCGAGCCCAGAGCAAAGAAAGUACCAGGAACGGCGAAUGUAUUGGACCAAGACUGGAAACGAGACCCGACGUUGAAACGAGACAAGACGGGAAACAUCAUCCUUGUACCUCAGCCAAGCGAAGAUCCGAAUGAUCCUCUAAGGGACCUGAUGCUCCUGCUUCUUUGUGUCGUCGCCGCCAUCGCAACAACAGCAUCUCCGUUAGUCGCUGCCAAUUCGGUCGUCCUGGCUGUUGUCUUCAAAGUCAAGUUUCAAGACGCUGCACUGCUGACCGCAUAUCACCUGUGUGGUGUCGGUGUCGCCAGUUGGCUAUUCGUCCCGUUAGCUAGAGUAUGGGGUAAACGACAUGUCUUCCUUUUCGGUGCUCUACUCAUGGUCGCGUCGUCAGCCUGGGGUGGCUCAACGCAAAAGAACUUGAACUAUAAGAGUCUCAUCUGGGCGAGAAUCUUCCAAGGUAUCGCACUUGCGCCUUUCGAAUCGCUGGUCAAUGAUGUGGUUGGCGACUUGUAUUUCGUACACGAACGAGGUUUCCGUAUGGCGUUCACCAAUGUCUGUUUAUUUGGAGCUGCUUUCCUGACACCUGUCUGUGUCGGCUUCAUAACAACCGACAACUCUCUCGGCUGGCAAUGGUCCUUCUACUUCGUCUCCAUCUUCAUGGGCGCAGGUUUCAUCCUCCUCUUCCUCUUUCUUCCAGAAACGGCUUAUCAGCGCCCUCGCUACCUUCAACUCGACAUCAACGUCGGUCCGCCCACAUUCCACGAUCCCAUCCCACCACCGCCAAAACGUUCUUGGUCACAUGGUCUUUCCCCCUUCAGCGGCCGCAAAACAGACGAAAGCUUUCUGAAACUCUUGUUUCGCCCAUUUCCGCUGUUUCUGCAACCAGCAGUGGCUUGGGGUUGUCUGAUGCAAGGCGUUAUCAUCGGAUGGACAGUCAUCGUCGGCGUGAUUCUCGCACUGAUCUUCCUAGGUCCACCUCUCUUCUUCACAGAAGAGCAAGCAGGAAAAAUGUACACUGCAGCCUUCAUCGGCUCGGUGAUCGGCCUCGUCCUCGCAGGAAUAUACACCGAAUACGUGACUCGCUUCCUCAUCCUCCGCAACAACGGCCGAUACGAGCCAGAAUUCCGUAUCGCGCUGGUACUCCCCACCUUCUUGUUUUCUGGCAUCGGACUCUACGGUUUCGGCAUCGCAGCCUCGGAUAUCGAAAAAUUUGGCUGGAUAGUGGUCGAAGUGUUUUUGGCAUGCAUCACCAUAUCGAUGGUCAUGGGUGCCACGGCAUCUGCGCAAUAUUUGCUGGACGCCCAUCGUGAUAUUGCUAUCGAAACGUUUACUUGCUUGAUCAUAUUCAAGAAUUUGUUUUCGUUCGUGUUGGCUUAUUACGCUUAUGAGUGGGUAUUGGAAAAGGGGUUUCGGCGCAUGUUUGUCGUGUUUGGGAGUAUCGAGGUGGGCAUCUGUUUGCUUGGGGUGCCAAUGUAUGUGUUGGGGAAGAGGAAUAGGGAGUUCUUUUACCGGUAUGAUAUUCUCAAGUUGGCGAGGUUGAGGUAG
This is a messenger RNA of Aureobasidium uvarum, 1557 nucleotides long. The record is from the annotation of a GenBank genome assembly. Lineage: Eukaryota; Fungi; Ascomycota; Dothideomycetes; Dothideales; Saccotheciaceae.